Molecule: messenger RNA, 724 nt
Organism: Frieseomelitta varia
Lineage: Eukaryota; Metazoa; Arthropoda; Insecta; Hymenoptera; Apidae
Gene: Lamtor2
Product: ragulator complex protein LAMTOR2
Exons: 3
Coding region: 210-590 (126 amino acids)
Biological process (GO): positive regulation of TOR signaling; cellular response to amino acid stimulus
Cellular component (GO): Ragulator complex
Molecular function (GO): guanyl-nucleotide exchange factor activity; molecular adaptor activity
Source: RefSeq, a predicted model, not a curated record
UAGAAACUUACUUUCCUCUAGUGAAAAAUUGGUAUUGUACAAUUUGUCUCAUACAACGUUUUUGCCCUAGGAAUUAUAUGUACUUUGUUUUACAGAUUGCAGCUAUUAAAAAAUAAUGCUCAUAUCUUGGUGUUUUGUAUAAAGUUUACAGUAAAGUUUAUUGAAAAUAAUUUGAAAGGAAAAAAUUGAUAUUUAUCAUUUGUGAAACUAUGUUGAAACCAAAAGCUUUAACCCAAGUACUUAGUCAAGCCAAUACCGGCGGUGUAGAAAAUACAUUAUUAUUAAAUAGAGAUGGUGGUUUGUUAGCUUACAGUGGUUACGGAGAUAAGGAUGCAAGAGUAACUGCUGCUAUUACAAGUAACAUUUGGUCAGCUUAUGAAAAAAAUGGACGAAAUGCAUUUAAAGAAGAUGAAUUGCAAUUUGUAUUGAUGGAUUGUGUGGAGGGCAAAGUUGUUAUUACUGAAGUAGCUAAUUUGUUGUUAUGUUUGUAUGCAAAAGAAAACGUGGGAUUUGGAUUAUUGAGAGAAAAAGCACAAGCUUUAGCAAGAUAUCUUGAUCAACCAUUAAAAACAAUAGCAAAUAUGCCUUAAUCAAUAUAUAUCCAUAAAUGUAUCUCCUAUAAUAUUUAGUUUUAUAUUCUAAUAUUUAUAAUUUAUUGUAAAAAUUGAUACUUGGUACUAUUUUGUAAAUAAUAUAUUUUCAAUUAAUAAAAAAUUGAUGUAGA